ACAACCCCUCCACCCCACACUCCUCCUAUCACCAAGUGCCAUACUUUGAGUCUGCCUAUCUCCAAAUCAACCAAAGAUGUUGAUUAAGGAAUCGCACACAGACGUCUCUACCCAGGCGGGUGGAACCAUGAGGAUCUUCCUCUUCCACCCCAUCAUUCCCGGCUAUCCCAAAGCGAAGUUCCCUGGUGUUGUCGUCUUCAGCGAAAUCUACCAAGUCACCGGUCCCGUCUCCCGCUUUGCCCGCCAAAUCGCCUCCCAAGGCUACAUCGUCGCAGCCCCCUCCUCAUACCACGAAUUCACCUCUCCCUCGCCCCUCGCCUACGACGUCCCCGGCACCGACGCCGGCAACCAAUGGAAAAUCACCAAAGAGCUCGCCGCCUACGACGAAGACGCCACCCUCUCCAUCGACACCUUACUCUCCCUCCCGACGUGCAACGGCCGCGUGGGGACAACGGGAAUGUGUCUGGGCGGCCACCUCGCCUACCGCUGUGCUAUGGAUCCCCGCAUCUCGGCCGCGGUGUGCUACUUUGCGACCGAUAUCCACAGCUCGACUCUAGGCAAGGGGAAGAGCGACGACAGUCUCAGGCGCACGGGGGACAUCAAGGGCGAAGUCGUCAUGAUUUUCGGGAAGAACGAUACCCAUGUGCCCCCUGAGGGGCGGGAUCUGAUUCGCAGGACUAUGCACGAGGCUGGGGUGAAUUUCUCGUGGUAUGAGAUUGCGGGGGCGCAGCAUGCUUUUAUUAGGGAUGAGCUGUCCAAGGGGAGGUAUGAUGCGGCGAUCAGUGGCGUGUGCUUUGAAAUGUUGAAAGAGUUGUUCAAUCGGACGCUGAGGAGCGAUUUGGGGGAGAGGGAGGGUGGAGUUGAGGAGGUGGAACACGUAUGUUAAUCGGGCACGUUCAGUAGAGGGGCAUCCAGCAGGAGCAUACGCUUGAACAUGCGUGGUGUAGAGGCACCAAGAUUGAUAGAUCUUUAGCGCAAGCAGUGGAGCUUCAUACACACAGCUUGAACUACGAAUAGGGCGCCUCGGCGGUUGAUGUCAAUUCUUUCAUGAGUGCUACAACCAAGUAGUAGGGAUGUUGCGCGCUGUUCUAGAUCUAGAAAACUCCAUUCUUUUUAUUCAUGAGUCCUUUCAACUU
Molecule: messenger RNA, 1136 nt
Organism: Westerdykella ornata
Lineage: Eukaryota; Fungi; Ascomycota; Dothideomycetes; Pleosporales; Sporormiaceae
Product: alpha/beta-hydrolase
Exons: 3
Coding region: 77-886 (269 amino acids)
Molecular function (GO): hydrolase activity
Source: RefSeq, a predicted model, not a curated record